Messenger RNA from Xenopus tropicalis (tropical clawed frog), 8017 nucleotides. RefSeq names its product mitogen-activated protein kinase kinase kinase 1 (gene map3k1). The transcript is spliced from 20 exons. Lineage: Eukaryota; Metazoa; Chordata; Amphibia; Anura; Pipidae. Gene Ontology annotation, molecular function: transferase activity; ATP binding; protein kinase activity. Gene Ontology annotation, biological process: MAPK cascade. The record is from RefSeq and is a predicted model, not a curated record. Bases 280 to 4617 code for a protein of 1445 amino acids.
CAACACGCGGUGGAGAAAAAGUUAUGGUAAUCUGUAAACGGCUGUGGCGAGAUAAAAUGUAAUUUCUAUUGACAGGCGGCGACGCCUUAUGCCACAAAGAAUUUUGAAACGUAUACUUGGUAAGCUAUAUAUUAGUUUGUGGCUACGCUGUUUGCGUACCUGUCCGAUACUAGCGCUUCAGGUUACGCAGAUUCCGUACUUGGCUAACUACGCCCAGGACAUGUUGAACACGCCCCUCGGCUGGGUUGUCGCUACGGAUGUAAACCUGGCCCGAGGAAGAUGGCGGCCGCGGCGGGGAGUCGGAGCGUGUCGUCUGGAUUAACGGCAGCCGCGGGCGGCGUAGCGGGCUCCGGUAGCCCGGAGACAGGGGGGCAAAGACUUCCAGAAGGGGCUCCGGGGGAGGCAGGGGGCGAGCAGCGAGCCGACUGGAGGCGCAAGCAGCUGCGCAAAGUUCGGAGUGUGGAAGUGGAUAAGCUGGCGGGGAGAGAGCCGGAACCUCCGCACGUAUUGGCUGCCGGAGUGAGGGAACAGGAGCCUGCUGCGGGGAGCGAACCCGAGGAGCCUUCGGCGGCACACAGCUCAUGCCGUGACAUGGAGAAUAAAGAAACACUCAGGGGGCUACAGAAAAUGGAUGACCGCCCAGAGGAGCGCAUGAUCAGGGAAAAACUCAAGGCAACAUGCAUGCCAGCCUGGAAACAUGAAUGGUUGGAGAGGAAAAGCAGGCGAGGUCCUGUGGUCGUUAAACCCAUUCCUGUAAAAGCCGAGGGGUCUGAAACUUUCAAGGCAGACUCCGUUGAAGGGUCGCUGAAUGGCUUGUCCCAUGUUCAUAAAGGAAGGCGAAGCCCUUCUCCCAGCAGCUCUUCCAGCUCAUCCAAAUCCACAAAGCCUGAAUCGCCAGGGUUGAAGAGGAGAGGCCUUUCUCCGGUCCCUAGUGGACGUGUUACACCACCUCGGAGAGCUCCCUCUCCUGAUGGCUUCUCACCUUUCAGUCCUGAGGAAACCAGUCGAAGGGUUCACAAAGUUAUGCGCGCAAGACUUUAUCUGCUACAGCAGAUUGGACCUAACUCCUUUCUCAUUGGAGGGGACAGCCCAGACAAUAAAUACAGAGUUUUUAUUGGACCUCAGGCCUGUAGCUGUGGCAGGGGAACAUUCUGCAUCCAUCUUCUCUUCGUCAUGUUAAGAGUCUUCCAGUUAGAACCAUCUGACACCAUGUUGUGGAGAAAAGCACUGAAGAAUUUUGAGGUUGAGAGUUUGUUCCAGAAAUAUCACAGUAGACGUAGCUCAAGGAUCAAAGCUCCAUCUCGUAACACCAUCCAGAAGUUUGUGUCACGCAUGUCCAGUUCACAUACAUUGUCAUCAUCUACCACCUCUACAUCUAGUUCAGACACCAGCAUGAAAGAUGAGGAGGAGCAGAUGUGCCCGAUCUGCUUGCUAGGGAUGCUGGACGAGGAGAGUCUGACUGUAUGUGAAGAAGGCUGCAGAAACAAGUUACACCACCACUGCAUGUCAAUUUGGGCAGAAGAGUGCAGAAGAAAUAGGGAACCUCUUAUCUGUCCUCUUUGUCGAGCAAAGUGGAGGUCGCAGGAUUUCAACAGCGUCGAAUUGCCAGGGCCUGUGGAUUCUCCUCCCAUUCUUAGGGCAGUUCAACAGCAGUCUCUGCAACAGCUGCCUACGCCUGGUUCCCAAAGGAGGCCACAGGACACAAGCCUGAAUCUUACACACUAUGGGGUCCAAAAUAUUCCAUUUGCUUAUAAGGACAUGGCUGAGCCAUGGAUUCAGGUUUUCGGAAUGGAGCUGGUGAGCUGUUUGUUUUCUCGAAACUGGAAUAUCAGAGAAAUGGCCCUGAGGCGCCUCUCCCAUGAUGUCAGUGGGGCCUUGCUGUUGGCAAAUGGUGAAAGCACUGGAAAUUCAUGCAACAGCAGUGGGACUACAAGUGGCACAUCCCUGAAUGCUGCCAGUGGCUCAUCUCAGUCUACUAUCUCAGGGGAUGUUGUAGUGGAGGCUUGCUGCAGUGUGCUCUCCAUGGUGUGUGCUGACCCAGUCUACAAGGUGUACGUCGCAGCUUUAAAAACAUUACGGGCCAUGCUGGUGUACACUCCCUGCCAUACAAUUACAGAAAGAAAGAAGCUGCAGCGACUUCUCAAUCCAGUGGUGGAGACUAUUCUUGUAAAAUGCGCAGAUGCCAACAGCCGCACAAGUCAGCUUUCAGUGUCAACCUUGUUGGAACUAUGCAAAGGACAAGCUGGAGAGUUGGCAGUUGGAAGAGAAAUACUCAAAUCUGGGUCCAUCGGCAUUGGUGGGGUGGAUUAUGUCUUGCAUUGUAUUCUAGCAACGCAAGCAGAGCCCAAUAACUGGCAGUCACUACUUGGCCGCCUUUGUCUGAUCGACAGACUUUUAUUGGAGUUUCCUGCUGAAUUUUAUCCUCACAUCAUCAGUGGAGACCUCACACAGGCAGAUGCAGUCGUUGACAGAUAUAAAAGCCUGUUGUCCCUGCUGAAUUUUGCCUUGCAGUCUAUUGAUAACUCUCAUUCCAUGGUGGGAAAACUAUCCCGGAGAGUAUUUUUAAGCGCAGCAAGAAUGGUUGCAAGAGUGCCCCAAGUGUUCGUCAAGCUGCUGGAUAUGUUAAGUGUAACUAGCUCUACACAUUACAUUCGUAUGCGGCGCCGGCUAAUGGCCAUAGCUGAAGAGAUGGAUAUUGUUGAAGUAAUCCAGCAGGACGUAGAAGAUUCUCAAGCAAUGGAAAACCGCAGAGAGGCAUUUGUUCAGCCAUCUGCCCCAGCCAAUACCCCAUCAACCUCACAAAGCAAUUCUCCGGAUAAUACUGUACAGCUGUCAGGUAAAGUGGCAAAAGAAGCGUGUGACUCAAAGUCUGCCUCAAGUCCCGAAGACUUACGCGAGGCACUGGAAGUAAUGUCAUUGGCGUACCCUUCCUCUUCCGCCACAGCCGAGCAACCAAAGCCUGCCAUUCUAACAAAACGUAGACCACACAGUCAAUGCUUGAAUUCCCCGUCUUCCAGUCAUCCCCAUUCCUUUUUCCCUACUUUACCUUCACCUUCUUCUACUCCUCCUGUGCCAGCUGGUCCUGUCACAGAUGCUACAAAGCCAAGGUCUCAGGGUUUCACCCCAUGUAAACUCUCUUCAGCUUCCCCUCAAACUCAGAGGAAAUUUUCCCUUCAAAUACAAAAGCACUAUUCAGGCAGUAAAGAGCCAGAAAAACUUUCUCCAGUUUUUACUCAAGCAAGACCUCUGCCAUCUCCUCAAAUACACAGGCCAAAGCCUUCACGACCUACCCCAGGGGACCCCGGGAAGCCUGGAGAAGCUCAGAAGGGCAGCUUGACUCUUGACCUGAAUGUUUCUCCUUACGAUAACUGUGGCAGUAACGUCAGUGCUGUCAUUCCAAGCGAUGAUACGGUUUUCACACCUGUAGAGGAGAAGUGCAGACUGGAUGCAAAUACAGAGCUCAAUUCCAGCAUGGAGGAUCUGCUGGAAGCUUCGAUGCCUGCAUGUGAUAGUACUGUCACCUUUAAGUCGGAAGUUGCUGUGCUUUCUUCUGAGCGUGCAGAGACUGACAACACAUACAAAGAUGAUGUCAAUCACAAUCAGAAAUGCAAGGAGAAAAUGGAAGCUGAGGAGGAAGAGGCUCUGGCUAUUGUUUUGGCAAUGUCGGCAUCUCAGGAUGCACUGCCAGUCAUACCCCAGCUGCAAGUUCAAAAUGGGGAAGACAUCAUCAUUAUUCAGCAGGAUACACCAGAGACUCUGCCUGGACAUACCAAAGCAAGAAAUCAUUACAGGGAGGAAAUGGAAUGGCUCAAGGGCCAGCAGAUUGGCUUAGGAGCGUUUUCUUCCUGCUAUCAAGCUCAGGAUGUUGGAACCGGAACAUUAAUGGCUGUGAAACAGGUAACCUAUGUGAGGAACACAUCUACUGAGCAAGGAGAAGUGGUUGAAGCCCUCCGAGAAGAGAUUAGGAUGAUGAGCCACCUGUCCCAUCCUAAUAUUAUACGCAUGUUGGGUGCCACUUGUGAGAAGAGCAACUACAAUCUGUUUAUUGAGUGGAUGGCAGGUGGCUCUGUUGCCCUUUUGCUCAGCAAAUAUGGAGCAUUCAAGGAAUUGGUUAUCAUAAACUAUGCUGAACAACUGCUACGUGGUCUAUCAUACCUGCAUGAGAAUCAGAUUAUACACAGAGAUAUUAAAGGUGCCAAUUUGUUGAUUGACAGCACUGGGCAGCGGCUGCGAAUUGCUGAUUUUGGCGCUGCAGCAAGGUUGGCAUCAAAGGGAACUGGUGCGGGCGAGUUUCAAGGGCAGCUGCUUGGAACAAUUGCCUUCAUGGCACCUGAGGUGCUGAGAGGGCAACAGUAUGGAAGAAGCUGUGAUGUGUGGAGUCUUGGCUGCAGCAUAAUAGAGAUGGCAUGUGCUAAACCUCCAUGGAAUGCAGAGAAGCACUCUAACCAUCUUGCACUUAUAUUCAAGAUUGCAAGUGCUACAACGGCCCCAACGAUCCCACCACACCUCUCUCCAGGAUUACGGGAUGUAACCCUCCGAUGUCUGGAGCUCCAGCCCCAAGAUAGACCACCAUCCCGAGAACUACUGAAGCACCCGGUCUUUCGAACAAAGUGGUAGAGAAAUACGUGGCAGAGAACUUCCCGGUUGUUAGUGACUGAGAGGACAGGAAACUUAUUGCUGUAGAACAAUACUGUCUUCUAAGCCAUAAGUAUACUGCUGUGCAGAUCCCCAGCCUGUGCGUGACAUUCAGGAUCUCUAAAGCUUGAGAGUAUGGAGAUUUAAAUCUCUCUAACAAGAUUUAUAUAAAAUAUAUAUAUUACUAUGUUUUAUAAAAAAGUGCCUUUUUGGAAACCCGCUCUCCAGAUUAGAUAAGUGGUUGCAUGGCCAGAAGUGGUCGCGGUUUUCCAAAAUCUAUACAAAUUGAAUUUUGUAGCCCCACAAAGAAAACUUGUGCAACUUUUUUAUCCCACAUGUGACAUUGUGGCACACGCAGUAUAUUUGUAACAAAAUAGUGUUCUUCGGGUGUCUAUGAAGCUCUCCUCAAAGACUCUGUCUUUCAUAGUGUCAUGUGACAAAGACGGCCGAGGAACUGCCUUUUCUCUCCACGUGUGGGAAAACAGUACAAACGGCCAUAAUAUUGCAAUGUGUAAAUACUGUCUACACUGUAUUCUUCCACUGUCGUACCCCGUGGGAUGAUCAGCAUCUUCACACCUGUAUUCCUUUUCCUCAUUUUAAAGUUAAAUCAUUUCAUGUGUAAUGAAAAGAGUAUUUUUGUACUAUAUUAUAGGACCACCACUUAUGUACAGUAGGUGUCAGAGGUCUAAAUCCACUACCAUAAACUGAUUAUUUCAACUUUUAUCCAGAUUGGAUUCUAGUUUGUUUCCAAUAGGAUUCCAGUAUUUUUACUAAAUGAUGGCAACAAAAGUUUGUAUUUAGUGACCAUCAAACUGCCCCAGUAUCUGCUACUUUUGCUAUCUGCCUUGAUCAUCGCUGCAGCACUCUCUGGUAUUGAUCUCUGCAGGUUUAUGCAGAAUUUCAAAGAGAUUUUCAUGUGAGGUUUUGCUUUUUUUUUCCCCCAAAGACGCUCAUUGGUGUUGGGGUAAAUGGGGAGGGAAAGCCCUACAUGGCAGCGCUUCAGGCAGAAUACAGCUUCAGUGGAUAUUUAGGAGCAUGAAAGCUCUUCCAUGCCACUUUAAGCCAUAUUGGAUGCAGACACUGUUCUAUAUUGCUCUUCAGUGGCUGCGGUCACUUUAGGUUUUACUUUGAAUGAAAAGCACUUGUAUUGUGAAGAUCUCCACUGCAUGUUCGACUUUUCCCAGUGGUAUAACUAUAGAGGGGGGCAGGCAAAGGCAGGAACAGGGGGCUUGCGAGGGUAGUUGUGGGUACCCUGUGAUGCACCGGUAAUUGACCCCUAAUUUUGUCCAGGGGGAAGGGACCCAAAAAAAGCCUCAGAGGAUUCCUUCCUGACUGCUCCCUUUAGAAAUUAUGAAAUCAGAGCUCACCAUAGAAAAACUCACCCACACUCUAUUGAUUCCUGUGGGAUUUUUAGAAGUGUAUUUAUCAAAUGGUGAACUUUAACUUUCCCCCUUUAUAGAUACGCUUUUAAAAAUCCCUUAGGAUGAAAUUAGGAUGAAUUCUUCUGUGGUGAGCUCUAAUCUCACAUUUUGAUAAAAUCAUUUCCAAAUACACUUCUUUAAAUUAAGUAGCACUAAGACUAUAAAUUCAGUUGGGUUUUUGUAGCAGUAAAUGUGAGGUUUCUGGUGGUGGACUCUGCUUUGGGCCCUACUGUACAGCUGCUUUGUGUUGGGGCAGGUUUGUUUCACAAGAAGAACACAAAGCAGCAACAAGUAAGAUCUUCUCUUCUUUUAAAUAUUCAGGUUAUUUUUAUAUUUCUACUGCCUGGCAUUUAAAGCUGUAGGUGUGUGUUCCAAACCAAAUCAGAUGCGUGCGCACUAUAACCGCCAUUGUUUGUGUUUAUAUUUUUUUGACUGUUGAUUUAUCUGCUGUUUUCCUUCUGGUCUACAUCAUGAAUAGGAACUAGCUGAUAUGCAAUUUAAGCAUUAAAAAAAAUUCAAAUAAAAAAAAAAAAAACCCUACUUGAAAAUGUGCUGCGCCCCCUUUAGUGCGGGGUUGUGUGUUGAAAACCUCCUAUAGCGCUAAAGGAGUUAGUGCUCACUCGCAUCUGUAUAGCUGGUGAUGUUGUUAUUGUGUUGCAAUUUAAGUGUUCUAUUUAAAUUUUUGUAUUUUAUGCAUGUAAAACUGAAGGAAAAUGGCAGCUCUUCUUUUUUUGCAUUGCUUUCUUCUCUUUGGUUAUGGUUUUAAACUCCCACUGCAUGAGCUUGAAAGCCAGAGGGGCCGAUGCGCGUGUACAAGGAGCCCCCGUCUGGCGUGUAGGAUCUGUUGUGUUGUAUUCUCAUUUAACUCUUUGGAAGCCAGUUGGGUCGUUGCACUGUGAAAACAGAUUCGGUAUUCUGAGACUCAGGAUGAACUAAAAAAUAAGCUACUUUUACACUUCCGCAGGCUUUCUACUCAGUACUGAUUGGGAUUAUAGACACCCAGAAACUGCCGCUUGUGCUGAAGUGUUAAUUGAAUGUGAAUUUCCUUCAAUUGGACGUUCCCUUUGGUGCGACAAGCAAGCGAUUUCCAAAGAGUUAAAUUCAUUUUAUAUUUCUUAAAUGUGAAACUUGGUAGCUCUAACUGUAUUGUACUUUAUCCAUAUGCUACGGCACAAACCCCAUGGCUGCGUCAGGCGAGGGGUUUAUAUCCACGGAGAAACCGCCUCAUCUAACGUAGGCCCUAAAGCAGUCACCUCCCGCACUAACCCUGCACUCUCAGCCAUGAUUUUAUCUACUGGAAGAUUGGGAUGUUGUGUUGUGGCUUUCCUUGGCAGAAAUGAACCUCAGCUAAUCAGUAUUAUUUCCUUAGAUCUCCCCCCCCCCCCCCCCCCCCCUCCGCCGCUGCCACCUCGGCUUUGUGCUUUUAUUUUCCUUCAGCUUGCUGGUAAUCGUGGUGUUCCUUUUAUUUUUAUGCAGAAUGAGAUGUAAUCUAAUUUCUUUGGAUCAAAGCUGGACUGAAAAUUUGUAUUGUAUAAUUAUUUUUGUGACGUUCUUUAAUGUUAUUUGGUACUUUUCUUAAUUUGUAAAUAAUGCCUACUGCUGUUUUAUUCCAGUCUCUACUACCUCAGGUGUCCUAUAGAUUCUCUUCUACCAAAGUUCACUUUCACAAUGAGACUUUAUGUGCUGUAAGAUUAUGAUUCCUAAGACUUCCAGGGCUCAAGGGCUAAUUUCUCUUAGCACCUUACUGUGCAAGCAAAUGUUGCAAAAAAAAAAAAAAACAAAAAACAAAAAAAAAAAAAAUCUCUGGGUUAAGAAAAUUUGGCUUAAAUGUAUCCUUUAUUUUAAAUAUAUCAAAAUAUUUUAAUUAUUAAAGGUUUUUAACCCAUGAACUGAUUUUAUAGUAUAAUUUGUACCUAUUUUGGUGUUUUUGUCUUUAUAGUAAAUAAAAGUUUUUGGACAAA